UUCGGAUUUAAAUUCAUGUGGGUAGCAAGUGCAUGUCAAGUUUCAUGAUCCUUAUUGGUUUAGUUACAUAGUCUGUUUACUGUAUAUACUUAGUUACCAGUGAUGACAUUAACAGUAGUGGGAAUACAGGAUUUUUUUAUGGAAAUAAUUUGCUCAUGUGGCUUCAGGAAGCACAUAAAAUAGCCCAAUAUAAAAAGAAAAUUCUCGGGAAGGCUUACAGCGCUCCCCCCCAGCCCCCCCCAGUACCAAUUAAUUUCAUAAAGUUAUCUCUUACAGGGACACCAGAUCAAGAGGCUAACACAAGAUGUGGAUCUCCACCUGAUGUGAUUCAUCCUGUGCAAGAAGGCGGCACACAUUCAGGGACACCAGAUCAAGAGGCUAACACAAGAUGUGGAUCUCCACCUGAUGUGAUUCAUCCUGUGCAAGAAGGCGGCACACAUUCAGGGACACCAGAUCAAGAGGCUAACACAAGAUGUGGAUCUCCACCUGAUGUGAUUCAUCCUGUGCAAGAAGGCGGCACACAUUCAGGGACACCAGAUCAAGAGGCUAACACAAGAUGUGGAUCUCCACCUGAUGUGAUUCAUCCUGUGCAAGAAGGCGGCACACAUUCAGGGACACCAGAUCAAGAGGCUAACACAAGAUGUGGAUCUCCACCUGAUGUGAUUCAUCCUGUGCAAGAAGGCGGCACACAUUCAGGGACACCAGAUCAAGAGGCUAACACAAGAUGUGGAUCUCCACCUGAUGUGAUUCAUCCUGUGCAAGAAGGCGGCACACAUUCAGGGACACCAGAUCAAGAGGCUAACACAAGAUGUGGAUCUCCACCUGAUGUGAUUCAUCCUGUGCAAGAAGGCGGCACACAUUCAGGGACACCAGAUCAAGAGGCUAACACAAGAUGUGGAUCUCCACCUGAUGUGAUUCAUCCUGUGCAAGAAGGCGGCACACAUUCAGAGACAUCAAUACAAAGAGCUGAGCCAGGAAAUUCAUUUGAAGAGAGUGAGGUCAUUUCAGAGAUUCCUGCAACAGGAUGGACCGAGUCUAAGAAUGUAGUUAGAACGUCUACUCCUGACAUUCCAUCAGCUUCAGAAUUGCAUCAGCUCCAGUUUCAAGUCAGGAAGCUUCAAGAAGAAAUAGAUGCGCUUUCUGCUGAAAAUAUUAAAUUACGGAAUGCAGACGAGAGUGGGAAGAAAAAUCUUAAGAAAUAUUUUUCAACUUCACAAGUGCAAUAUAUAUAUGUACGAUGGGAAACCAGUAACCCGGUGGACUGCUGAAGACAUUAGUAAAUCACUGACUCUCAGGUGUGUUAGCC
Eriocheir sinensis (Chinese mitten crab) is the source of this 1306-nucleotide messenger RNA. RefSeq lists its product as uncharacterized. The transcript has 9 exons. Lineage: Eukaryota; Metazoa; Arthropoda; Malacostraca; Decapoda; Varunidae. The record is from RefSeq and is a predicted model, not a curated record. Bases 156 to 1268 code for a protein of 370 amino acids.